Messenger RNA from Setaria italica (foxtail millet), 1551 nucleotides. Its product is annotated as basic salivary proline-rich protein 2. Lineage: Eukaryota; Viridiplantae; Streptophyta; Magnoliopsida; Poales; Poaceae. The record is from RefSeq and is a predicted model, not a curated record. Bases 1 to 1551 code for a protein of 516 amino acids. The transcript has a single exon.
AUGGCUCAACGCGGGCCGCCCUUCGACUUCGACCUCAACGAGCCGACUCCGCCGGAGGAAGAUGACGGAGCGGCCGACGCCUCCGGUGCCCGGGCACCGGAGCCGAUGCGCGAGCCCUCGCCGCGCGAUCUGCUGCCCCCGUCGCCGCUAGAUACGCUGCCCCCGCCACAGCACGAUGCGCUGCCGUCGCCCGAGCCCUCGCCGCGCGAUCCGCUGCCAGCGCCGUCGCCCGAGCCCUCGCCGCGCGAUCCGCUGCCGGCGGCCGUGCCUGAGUCCUCGCCGCGCGAUCCGCUGCCAUCGCCGACUCACGAGCCAUCGCCGCGCGAUCCUCUGCAUCCGCCGUCGCCGGUGUUGGACCUGGAGGCCCCACUGUCCUCUCUCGACGACGAAGACGACUACGACUACGACGAGGAGGAGCUGCCCCCGCCUCCGCCUCUGCCUCCGUUUGGCCUUCCCAAUGCCGCGGCGCCGGCGCGGUCAUCGUCCAGCGUGGACGCGCCCCACGCGCUCCCGGUUCGGCCGAACGGCCAAGGCGAGCCGUUGGGUGACACGGCGCGGCUCUCGUCGCCCGAGAACUCGGCGCCGCGCGGCCCCUCCCGGUCGGCGAGCGGCACGGCGUCUUCCCACAGGUCCCGGCGGAGGCCGUACUCCUACGACCCCCGCGACGACGACGCGAUCUCCAAGCAGCGUCGCGUCGACAACUACGACGACGACGCCAGGUCGUCCCGGAGCGGGAACCGCCGCUCCGGUUGCCCGCGCCGCUACGAGCGCUCGGAACUCGCUUCCCCACCGCAUUACGAACAAGGUGGUGGGAGGCGCGCGCCGGGGACGCAUGGCCCGCCGGGCGCGCCUCCGAGGAACCGGCGACGGCAGCGGCGGCCGCAGCACGGGUACCACCAGUACCCGGGCCCAAUUCAGAAGCAGCAGGGCCGCGGCCGGGAACAGCCGCAGGGUUUUCGAGGCCAGGAAAGGCAGCAGGCCCAUCAGGGUCACCAUGAGGUGCCAAAGGUGGGCUAUUCUUCUUACGAUCCGUUAUCUGGGUCGUUCGUCAGGUGGGGUUCGCCCGACGAUGACCGGCAGAGUCCGGAGCGAGAACCCAUCGACGGCAACGGUGGGUAUCACCAGCGCAGGGAAGCGCCUCCUUUCAGGCAGUCCUCUCGACCGCGCGGCAGGGAGGAUUCCUGCCACGGUCGGCAGAAUCAGGCGCAAGAACCCCCGAAGACUGGUGGGUAUCAUCAGCGCUGGGAAGCGCCAAGUCUCAGGCCGUCCUCAGCGCACGGCAGGGACAGUUCAUCCGGCGGACGGAAGGGACCCCCGCAGCAGCCCAUCAACGGCGGCGCGUACCAGCAAAGGAAGGCGCCCCGUGGCGGUGAUCACUUCCCCGAUCGGCCGUACCAUCCCUAUGCACGGGACGGCGGCGCGUCCGACAGGGCCAACGGCGGGCACCAAGCCAGGCGCGAGCCCCCGCCCAAUUACGAGUACCGGCGCGAUAGCAAGCAGCGCCCGUCAGGAGGAGGACCUUCUCGUGACCGUCAAUACUACGGAGAUUGA